Molecule: messenger RNA, 594 nt
Organism: Populus euphratica (Euphrates poplar)
Lineage: Eukaryota; Viridiplantae; Streptophyta; Magnoliopsida; Malpighiales; Salicaceae
Product: probable histone H2A variant 3
Exons: 4
Coding region: 75-479 (134 amino acids)
Cellular component (GO): nucleosome
Molecular function (GO): structural constituent of chromatin; DNA binding; protein heterodimerization activity
Source: RefSeq, a predicted model, not a curated record
UGGUCCCAAAAACAAUUCGAAGAAAAUCUAUCAAAAGAAGAGCAAGGUCUGUGCGUGUUUGGUUUUUGGAAGAGAUGUCAGGGAAAGGCGCAAAGGGAUUGUUGACAAGCAAAACUCCAGUUCAGUCUAAAGAGAAAGACAAGAAGAAACCCACUUCUCGCUCUUCUCGUGCUGGUCUUCAGUUUCCUGUUGGGCGUAUCCACCGCCUUCUGAAAUCUAGAGCAACAGCCCAUGGAAGAGUGGGAGCAACAGCAGCCGUGUACUCUGCUGCUAUCUUGGAGUACCUGACUGCAGAAGUGUUAGAGCUGGCAGGAAAUGCAAGCAAGGAUCUGAAGGUAAAACGUAUUACACCUAGGCAUUUACAGUUAGCAAUCCGUGGUGAUGAAGAGCUAGACACCCUUAUAAAAGGAACCAUAGCUGGUGGUGGUGUGAUCCCUCACAUCCACAAGUCGCUAAUCAACAAAUCCUCCAAGGAAUAAUGUUAUUUCAGUCCUUUGCAUUAUUAAGAACACAUAGGAUGGAUUGCUGUGUAAUUGAACAAUGCAUUGCUUCGUUUGUGACAGCUUGCAAAUUUGGAUUUUUAGUUUGAAAAGG